AUGGAGCGCUGGCAGCAACAGUGGAGAGCCGGUAUAGAGCAGCAGCAGAGUUCGCCAGGUUUGAAGACAAGGAGGCUGAUCCCGGACAUCUCGUCAUGGGUCGGUCGCAAGCACGGAGAAAUAGAUUUCUAUCUCACCCAGGUCCUUACCGGGCAUGGGUUCCUUCGGAGCUACUUCGUCAACAAAGGCAUCUUGGAGGGCUCGCCUAACUGUCCGGUGUGUGAGCACGACGUGGAGGAUGCCAAAAACGUGAUAUUCCACUGUCCACGGUUUGCUCGGACACAACACGAGAUGCAGCAGCAAAGCCACACCCGCAUGACGAUGGGCAACCUUGCAACGGAAAUGUGUGCCAGCCGCAGUACAUGGGAAGCAGUCCGGACAGCCGCUCGGACAAUCUUCAAAAACCUCCUGGACGACAACAGCGACGGCGGAAUACAAACCAAGCGGAGAAGCGAUAGCGCCUUUGCAUACACAGGACAACGAGAUUAG
This is a messenger RNA of Anopheles marshallii, 489 nucleotides long. RefSeq lists its product as uncharacterized. The transcript has a single exon. The coding region runs from base 1 to 489 and encodes 162 amino acids. The record is from RefSeq and is a predicted model, not a curated record. Lineage: Eukaryota; Metazoa; Arthropoda; Insecta; Diptera; Culicidae.